Messenger RNA from Vicia faba (fava bean), 804 nucleotides. The record is from the annotation of a GenBank genome assembly. Lineage: Eukaryota; Viridiplantae; Streptophyta; Magnoliopsida; Fabales; Fabaceae.
AUGAGUGCUCAUACUCUCUCUCUAACUAGUCCCCACACUCCUCUCCUCCUCCUCGCUUCUUCUUCUUCUUCUUAUCCAAACCCUAAUUUCAAUGCCUUCUUCUCUUCCAACAACAACAACAACCCUAAACUCAAACCAACCCUCUCAUCUACCAGGACCACGUCGCUUUAUGGACACGUCAAUAGAGAUCAAGAUUUCCAACUUCAAAAUGGUUUAGGCUAUUUUGAUUCCGAUCAAGACCUCGGCACUCUUGUCAGAACUCAGGUUCAAACUCUCGCCGAUGGAUCAGCCUCCACCAGGCCAUCAGAAUACGACCCUGCUCCUGAUGUUGAUUAUCUACAGGAGUUAUUGGCCAUUCAACAACAAGGACCUAGAACUAUUGCCUUUUUUGGAACACGGAACAUGGGAUUCAUGCACCAGGAACUAAUUGAGAUUCUUAGCUAUGCUAUGGUUAUAACUAAAAACCACAUAUACACAUCUGGAGCAUCUGGGACUAAUGCAGCUGUUAUCCGGGGUGCUUUAAGAGCAGAGAAACCAGAAUUGCUUACAGUUAUAUUACCCCAAAGUUUAAGCAAACAGUCUCCUGAGAGUCAGGAGCUGUUAUCCAAGGUGAAAAAUGUGAUAGAGAAGCCCCAUAAUGAUCACCUACCUUUAUUAGCAGCCAGCAGGCUAUGUAAUAUGGAUAUCAUUUCACAUGUCCAGCAAGUCAUAUGCUUUGCUUUCCAUGACAGUAGAUUGCUGAUGGAAACUUGUCAAGAAGCAAAAAAUAUGCGGAAAAUUGUGACUCUCUUCUACCUUGACUGA